Messenger RNA from Morchella importuna, 1377 nucleotides. RefSeq lists its product as uncharacterized. Lineage: Eukaryota; Fungi; Ascomycota; Pezizomycetes; Pezizales; Morchellaceae. The transcript is spliced from 2 exons. Bases 1 to 1377 code for a protein of 458 amino acids. The record is from RefSeq and is a predicted model, not a curated record.
AUGGGAGCACUCAACGACUUUUUCCAUGUUGUGCCAAACCCACUACCCACGGCAUCCGAGUACAAAGCUCACAUUCGUCGCGUACGGAAUUCCUUACUCACCUCCAAUCCUCAGCUCGAUGAAAGAUACUGCUCACUUAUCAAUCCUUACACCUUUCACACACCUCCAGCUCGUAUCACUGAGUUGAAACAGCUCCAGUCGGCCCUCCAUGCUGCACUCUUAGCCAUCAUCAAUAAUUGGUGGACUAUCCCCAGAUAUCAAGAAGCAAUUCCUGUAACGCCAAAAGUAGAACGUGUCCUCAGAGCUCUAGAUAUCCGUCGGCCAUACACCGGUGUUGGAUGUUAUCGUCCUGAUAUCCUCAUUCCUCGGGAGCAUGAUGGGCCACUGCAGAUUUGCGAAAUUAAUAGUAGAUUUAUGUUUAAUAGUUAUCUAAUCCUAUUGUUUACUGGCGAAUAUUUUGAUUACAACGCCAGCGAGGAGGACCUAAGGCGCUUCAAGAAACAGAAUACAGUACAAGAUGUCAAAUCAGCAUUUUCUCAACUGUUCGAUCCGACAAAGCCGGUAGUUCUACUAAAAGCGCGAGAACGCGGAUGGGAUGCCCAUUUCUUGCCGUAUAUAUGCAAUACAUCUCGCACGGUUGAUCCCAAAAGCUUGAGACUUGUUCCAUGUAGUAGUUCACCAUCAGGCUACACUUUAGCGGAUGAUAUCGGCAUAAUUGAGCAGGUAGCCCUGGAGUUGCAUCAAGAUGAGCUCGAUGCUCUAGAUGAACAGAUUCUUCUUGAGCUCGGAGCUAUAUGCUAUAACGACCUCCGCACUGUGUUCCUCGUUCACGACAAACGUAUGUUGGGCCUAAUUUUCCAGGAACUCGAUAAUCUAGUUGCAUCAGGGGCCUUGUCAGGAGAGCAAGCAGCUGUUCUCCGUCGUGGAAUCGCAGAAACGCAUAUUCCGGGUACAGAAUCGUUUCAAAAAAUCGCUAACGAGCCAUAUAAUAAGGAUAUGUGGUUGAUAAAGCCGUGUCUAUCGGGGGGAGGUGACGGGAUUGUUCUUGGUAAAAAUGUCGACCAAGAGACAUGGAAAACAUUAGUCAAUUCGAAACUCGAUGAUCACCACAACCUUUCCAUAUACCAGUCUAAAGCCUCCUCCCAAUCACACUUUAUCAUCCAAAGAUACCUCCACCAGCGAAGACUUACGUUCUUAACCAAGCCAGAAAAUGCAGAGGAUCCGCCUCAGAUCGUCAAUUGGUUAACAGUUGGGGGCAUGAUGUGUUUAAACGACAUCUUUUUGAAGCCAGGAUGGAGGACUUCGCCAUCGGAGAUAACUAACACUUCCUCUCGUGGCGAGCUGCUAUAUAGUGUAACAAUUAACGAAGAGCCUUAG